AUGUUCCGGCCCGAGAAGGGCAUCCACCUACAACAUGUUAAUCAUCAGGACAUGACUCCGCUCCAUAACGAUGUUGGCCGAAAUAAUUCAAAUGAAGAUGUGUAUAUUCCAACCACAACUACUCCAGCAGUUACAUCAAGAUCCCAUAACCGUUGCGAGGGUCCAUUUACUUCUUCAUCUGCCUCCACUACGAUUCGGCUGAUUCAAGCAUCACUUUACGUCAUGCAACUUGUGCUUGCCUACUGGCUUAUGUUGAUUGCCAUGACCUAUAAUGCAUGGCUAACGGCCGCCGCUACUUUGGGAGCUGGCUUUGGGCGUUGGUCGUUCGCAGUCCUAAAAUUCCAUAAUUUCGCUGGCGAAACGGCUGAUUCAUUCAAUGCUGAUGCUUGA
Ostertagia ostertagi is the source of this 390-nucleotide messenger RNA. Lineage: Eukaryota; Metazoa; Nematoda; Chromadorea; Rhabditida; Trichostrongylidae. The record is from the annotation of a GenBank genome assembly.